GAAUGGAAAUAGACUACCGAGCUGAGUGCUGGUGAGAUGCGAUAAUGCCCUGCGUAUUAACACCCUAAAGCCGCACCAGCACUGACAUCGAGUUUCAUCUGAGCCCGUUGUACGCAUUAUAUUGCUGUGGAUUUUUAGGUCAAGAAUCAGUACAGUAUAUAUAGCCUACUUUUCUGCUUUGAUCUAACAUUGAAGAGACAGAUGCACGGUUAAAGAAAAGGACCGAAUGACAUGCGUGCGUCUCCAUAACUGUGACGCGGAUACUAACUUGCCUACAUUUGACAUGGGGCAAAGUUUAUGUCACUGACUCAAGUUUAGACAAGUUGGAGCGAAGCAUUAUCUCGUCUGUUUUCAUCACUCUUUAAAGGACGACUUUGUAACAAAACUUCUGAAAAGCUGGUUGGGAAUUAAAUGUUAAUUUGCGGCAUCUGAGGGGAAAGUACAUACUCCUGUCCACAGGAGAAUCGCAAGCAAAGGGCGAUUUAGCCAAGAAGAAACUUGCAAGCUUUUAUUUUGGAUCAAGCUUAACGGAAAUUUUGGAUGAUACAUUUUUCCAUUUAACCCGAAAUUUAUUCCGUAUAAGAAUAAAAAUGGAUCUGAAAUGUUUCGGCUUGGCGGUGCUUUUCCCUAUCCAGAUCGUUUAUUAUAUACUUAAAGCAAGCGUGUGCUUGUUGCUACCGAGCAAACGGAAGGAUUUGAGCGGAGAGGUCGUGUUGAUCACCGGCGGAGGAAGGGGCAUUGGUCGUCACCUGGCAAAGGAAUUUGCUAAGCAAGGAGCAAAAAAGCUGAUCCUGUGGGGCCGCACAGAGAAGUAUCUCAAGCAGACCUGCGAGGAGAUCUCGCUUGCAGGGACCGAGUGCCACUACUUCAUCUGCGACGUGGCCAAUCGCGAAGAGGUGUACCAGCAGGCCAAAGUGGUCAGGGAGAAGGUAGGGGACGUUACCAUCCUGGUGAACAACGCCGCAGUGGUUCAUGGGAAAAGUCUGAUGGACAGCGAUGAUGACGCCUUGCUGAAAUCGCAGCAUGUCAACACCCUUGGGCAGUUCUGGACCACCAAAGCCUUCCUGCCCAGGAUGCUGGAGCUGCAGAGCGGCCACGUGGUCUGCCUCAACUCCAUCCUCUCGCUCUCCUCCAUCCCCGGCGCCAUCGACUACUGCACCUCCAAGUCGGCCUCCUACGCCUUCAUGGAGAGCCUGACCCUGGGGCUGCUGGACUGCCCCGGUGUGGGCUGCACCACUGUGCUGCCCUUCCACACCAACACCGAGAUGUUCCAGGGGAUGCAAGUCAGGUUCCCUCAGCUCUUUCCUCCCCUGAAGCCUGAGAUGGUGGCCCAGAGGACCGUAGAUGCUGUCAGGAGCAACACGGCCUUCGUCUACCUGCCCUGGACCAUGCGUGUCCUCGUCAUCCUCAAGAGCUUCCUUCCUCAGCUGGCGCUAGAAGAGAUUCACAAGUUCUCCGGAAGCUACACCUGCAUGAACACGUUCAAGGGGCGCACAUAGGCGAGGUCCGGGAGAGCCCGCGGCCGACAGCUUCUGAACGCGGCGAGCGCUGAGGUCACAACACUCGAGAAACCUUUCCUUACUUGGACAGUAUAAAGCAGGGCAGUGUGGGAUGCCACUCACGUUAGAGCUUCAGGAGUCAGGGAUGGAGAUCAGGGUGACGACAUUCGCAGCACCUCCACAGCACACCCCCCAGACGUGUGGCCUUGGCACGCGACGCCUGGACCAAAACAACCUUCAGUGUUUUUAGUUUCCGCCGUAGGGAGACUAAAAUCCAACCCCUGGGCUGUGUCUUUGACAAACUCAAGGUCAAAGAUUCCGAACCGGUGUCCUGCUGGUUGAUGGUGGAGGGAGGUGGAGCUAAGAGCCUCCUACAUGCCAUCCUUAGAGCUGAACUCACUCAAAAAAGGACUGGUUCAGCGCAUUUGAUUUCCUUUUUCAUAGGUAGGUUUUUAUUGUUUGACUGGAUUGUUGGGAGUUUGUGUAUAAUUUCAUGUGUUUUUAUUUCAACAUUUCAUGUAUCUCCGUAUUAAACUGUUGAAUAAAAAGUCGAUUUAAAUGAAAA
This is a messenger RNA of Anguilla rostrata (American eel), 2064 nucleotides long. RefSeq names its product short-chain dehydrogenase/reductase 3-like. Lineage: Eukaryota; Metazoa; Chordata; Actinopteri; Anguilliformes; Anguillidae. The transcript is spliced from 6 exons. Bases 591 to 1499 code for a protein of 302 amino acids. Gene Ontology annotation, biological process: retinoid metabolic process; regulation of retinoic acid receptor signaling pathway. Gene Ontology annotation, cellular component: lipid droplet. The record is from RefSeq and is a predicted model, not a curated record. Gene Ontology annotation, molecular function: all-trans-retinol dehydrogenase (NAD+) activity.